AUGGCUCUCUCCGUGCCAGCAAGCAGCCUUCUGGUGCCGCUACUCAUCAUCACCAUCACCAUUGUUCAAUUUUCGGUUCCGGCCGCCACAAGUAACGUCUCAUUCGGUCGAACCACCGCACAUAUAGAAGUCGGCGGAUUUGAGGACGUGUGCCACGGCGCCCGGCCGAGUACGCCGGCGCAGAUGGUGAAUGUCCUCACCAUCGAUGGGGGUGGUAUAAGGGGCCUUAUACCGGGUACCAUCCUCGCCUACCUCGAAGGCAAACUCCAGGAUCUUGACGGGCCUAACUCAAGGCUCGCAGAUUACUUUGAUUGCAUUGCCGGCACGAGCACCGGUGGCCUCAUCGCAGCGAUGCUGACCGCACCCGGCGAAGACAACCGCCCACUCUUCGCCGCCAAGGACAUCAACCCGUUCUACAUCGAGAACGGCCCGGCUAUCUUCCCCCAAAGGACGAGCACGUUCAUCUCUUUUAUGGCAUCGCUGAUGCGCCCGAAGUAUGAUGGCAAGUAUCUGCGCAGCAAGAUUAAGAGCAUGCUUGGCAACACGAGGGUGCGCAAUACGCUCACCAACAUUGUGAUACCAACGUUCGACAUCCAGCUGCUCCAUCCCAUCAUCUUCUCCACAUACGAUGCCAAGAACAUGCCUCUGAAGGACGCACUGCUCUCAGAUGUCUGUAUCAGCACCUCCGCUGCUCCAACCUACCUCCCACCUCACUACUUCCAGACCAGUGACGCCGAUGGCAAGACGCGCGAGUACAAUCUCAUUGACGGCGGUGUCGCCGCUAACAAUCCGACAUUAAUUGCCAUGACGCAGAUCAUCAAGAACAUCAUGAGAAAAGGCAAGGAGACAAUGUACCAAGCGAAGCAGACGGACUGCAAAUUCCGGGUGGUGUCCAUCGGGACCGGGUCAUCGUCAGAUCAUGGUCUCUACACGGCAAAGCAGUCCUCCCGGUGGGGCACCAUCAGGUGGCUGAUGCCCAUCGUUGACAUUUUCAUGGAGGCCAGCUCCGGUGUCGUCGACAUCCAGGCUUCCAUGCUCUUCCAGUGGUUGCACCGCAAAGCCAACUACCUCCGCAUCCAGGACAACUCGCUCCGGGGCGCGGCGGCCACUGUGGACGUGGCUACGCCGGAGAACAUGCAGGAGCUUAUAAGGAUUGGUGAGCGGAUGCUUGAUGAGCCCGUAUCAAGGGUUGACGUCGAGACAGGAAAGUAUGUGGUUGUUCCUGGGGCGGGGAGCAACGCAAAAGCGCUCGCCAGGCUCGCGAGGCAGCUUUGGGAGGAAAGCAGGACGAGGAAGCGGCAUAGCGCAAGCGGUGGAGAGUAG
Lolium rigidum is the source of this 1323-nucleotide messenger RNA. Its product is annotated as patatin-like protein 1. Gene Ontology annotation, biological process: lipid metabolic process. The coding region runs from base 1 to 1323 and encodes 440 amino acids. Lineage: Eukaryota; Viridiplantae; Streptophyta; Magnoliopsida; Poales; Poaceae. The record is from RefSeq and is a predicted model, not a curated record. Gene Ontology annotation, molecular function: glycerophospholipase activity; monoacylglycerol lipase activity. The transcript is spliced from 4 exons.